AUGGGCGCGUCAUGGCGCAAGAAGAUGGAUGAGGUCGAGGCUCGAAUCAAGAAAGAGCAAGGCAACCUGGGCGUCUUAGACGGCGAGGUGAAGCUGAAGACCAAGGAGAAGGAAUACCUGAAGAUCAAACUGCAGCGUCUGGUGAGAGAGCAGGAGAAUUUGCGAGAAGGCUCGGCGCUGGAAGAGCUCAGUAAAGUCGUGGCAGAACAAGCGGCCAAGACCGAGUUGCUGAAGAGUAGCAAUCUCGUGUUAGAACAACACGGGCUGGAGGUCGUCAGUGAACGAAAGGCCAGUGGCGCCUUGAAGCGGAAAGCUGAAGCUGCUCGAACAGAAGCAAUGACCAUUGCUGACUGUCGCCGCCCAAAGUGA
Messenger RNA from Fulvia fulva, 369 nucleotides. RefSeq lists its product as uncharacterized. Bases 1 to 369 code for a protein of 122 amino acids. The transcript has 2 exons. The record is from RefSeq and is a predicted model, not a curated record. Lineage: Eukaryota; Fungi; Ascomycota; Dothideomycetes; Mycosphaerellales; Mycosphaerellaceae.